Molecule: messenger RNA, 327 nt
Organism: Brenthis ino (lesser marbled fritillary)
Lineage: Eukaryota; Metazoa; Arthropoda; Insecta; Lepidoptera; Nymphalidae
Source: the annotation of a GenBank genome assembly
AUGACUCCAAACUCAAAAGUGGCCGAUCUUUUACAGAAUAAUCGUAAAGAGAAUAUAGAAGAGGUGAAGAAAAAAUUAUUAUUUAGUGAGGUGAUCCAAAAUCAACUCAAAGAAAAUAUAAAUUUGACAACGAAUGAUAAUGAAAAAAAGGUAUUUAAAAAAGUAUUAGGUGGCAAAAUAGUCAAGAAGUAUAAAGUGUUGAGCCAAAUUAAUAUGAAACCUAUAAGACAGUCAUCUACUGCAAAUAAAAGUUUGUUAGAUAUGACACGGAAGCCAAGAAACGAUAAAACGAAUUCGGAAUUAGAGAAAAAAGUCGCAGAGUUUUUU